AUGAAUAGGAUACAUAGGCUACUAAAGCCAGUUAAGGUGGAUUGGAAUAACAAGCUCAUUAAUAUUCACUGGAAUGACAACAAAUCGUGUAACUUUCAUAACUUAUGGCUUAGAGACCACUCUAGGGACGCACACUCAUUCCAUCCAAUCACAAAGCAGAGGUUGGUGGACACUUACGCCAUUCCAGACUCAAUACAGCCCAUUGAAGUAUCUCAAUCAGACACCACGCUCUCUGUUCGUUGGAAUGACAACUCAACGUGCAAGUACCCGUAUCACUGGCUAUAUAAUAAUAGCUACUAUCCCAAGCUUAGUGAGGUUAAGAGGGAUAUAAAACCAACCUGGAAUGCCCAGCAGAUACGCCAGAACACUCCGACAACCCAGUACACCGACAUUGUACACUCAGAUAAAGGUAUCUUAAACUGGCUCCAAAACAUCCACACCCAUGGAAUUGGUUUUGUUGAAGGUGUACCAUCCACUCCCGAACACACGGAACAGCUCACUCAACAAAUCACUUUCAUUCGCCAAACCCACUACGGAACUUUCUGGGACUUCACCUCCGACCUGAGCCACGGUGACACUGCAUACACCGACAUAGCACUCGGUGCACACACCGACACUACCUACUUCACUGACCCGAUCGGUCUCCAAUUAUUCCACUUGCUACAACCGGCGACAGUCCAAGGCGGUGAUAGUCUCUUCAUCGACGGCUUCCACUGCGCAAAUAUCCUCAAGCAGCUUGAUCCACCCGCCUUCGACACACUCUCCACCACCCCUAUCCCCUCUCACUCCGUUGGGAGCCAAGACGCCAUCAUUAAACCUGCACAGCAGUCUGGCUAUCCUAUAAUCAACCUCGACAACAUCACCGGCGAGCUACUCCAAAUCCGCUACAACAAUGACGACAGAUCGGUGUUAAAUGCGUUGUCUCCGAAACGCGUUGAGGAUUUUUACAGGGCGUUAAAGAUUUGGAAUGGCAUCCUCAACGACCCCCGCAAUCAGUUCUGGCUCCCUCUUGAGAAAGGAAAGGUCGUCCUCUUCGAUAAUUGGAGAAUCCUCCAUGGUAGAUCUGCCUUUAGCGGCAAGAGAAGAUUAUGUGGUGCGUAUAUCAACCAUGACGACUAUAUGUCCAGACUGCGCACGCUUACUGAGAAACAUUUCGAUCAUGAUUUAAGGAACGAGUACGGAACCCUGUUUUAG
Messenger RNA from Wallemia ichthyophaga EXF-994, 1194 nucleotides. RefSeq names its product Trimethyllysine dioxygenase. Lineage: Eukaryota; Fungi; Basidiomycota; Wallemiomycetes; Wallemiales; Wallemiaceae. Gene Ontology annotation, biological process: carnitine biosynthetic process. The coding region runs from base 1 to 1194 and encodes 397 amino acids. The record is from RefSeq and is a predicted model, not a curated record. Gene Ontology annotation, molecular function: iron ion binding; trimethyllysine dioxygenase activity. The transcript has a single exon. Gene Ontology annotation, cellular component: mitochondrion.